GCCACUUCCAGGCUUCGUCAGCUUCUUCAUAGUUUUGAUGUCCUGAAUACUCCAAACUUUCUACAAACCAAGAACUAAUUCAUUUCUUACUUUGCUUAAACUCUUUGAAGAAAUUUUGUUACACUGAACUGAGGAAACGUGACUUUACUGAAAAAUGCGUUGUGCUUUGCUCGCAACGACUCUAUAGGAUAUGGAAGUUAGUGGAUGGCUAGUCGGUUGCAGCUAAUGUUGAAAGGGAAAUGGUUUUUAACGCCUCCCAUUCACAUCAAUCACACGAGGUUCAUGACACCCCUUAUGCAAUCUUGUUCAUUUUUACAUCAUGUACUAUUGGAGGUAAGAUUAAAGCCGUACAACUUAACAUCCAGUGCAUCAAAUAUAUAUUUUUCUGGAGAAGUUAGUAACCCAACACCUUUUUUGUUUCAGCUGUUGUUCGGCAGAUUAUGAAGGGUUGGCCUAUUCCUUAUACAGUCGUUUUGAUAGUUCUCGGACUUUGUUUUGGGGCAAUAUCAGGUGCAGUUCCAGAGUUACAGAAGUAAGUGAAGUAAACAUAUAUAAGCUUACAAGUUAAAAAUCGUAAACAGAAACUUUUUUUUUUGUGAGCAUGUGCAUUUUAUACUGAUUUCAGCAAGUUAUGGUGAGUUUACUUCCUAUUUAAAACGUGUAAGUUUGAGCUACUAAUCACACUAGUAGACAAGGUUACUGUGUUAUUACCGUGGCACAAGGCCUUUAGUACAAGGCCAGGGGCACCGACUAAAGAAAAUUUUGCGCACAUCAGUUUUUAGAAGGAUAUCUCACUUUUCCAACAUAGACUUUCAUUAAAGUUUGGAGUAAAUCAAGACGGUCUUUUGAUUGAUUGAUUGAUUGAAAAAAUGAUUGUUUGACUGACUAAAAUAAGAAAUGAGCAAAAUCAGGGCUCGAAAAAAACCUUGAAUUCCAGCGUGUCCUUUGGGCAAGCAGCUCUCCAACAUUUUGCUCGGCCGGAAGCUGACUUCUUACUCGUCUUAGUUAAUGAUUUAGUUAGAAGAUUACUUGCUUAGACCCUUGCUAAUUUGGCAAGUGAGCCUUAUGUUUUCCCUCCCAGCAAGAAAAUCGACUUGCCCCGGGCUACCGGACGGGACUUUUUUCCAGUCCUGAAAAUAAACGAUGUAAUGUUUUUUUAUUAUUAUUAUCAUCUCUCCAAUAGACAAUAAGUUUUAAGAGGAAAAUAUAUAUUUAUGUUUUAAUAUUAUAUUUUUACACAUAUUUUUUAUUGGUUUGUUCAAGGUACACAGCUGUGUCCAGCCAAGACCCUCAUCUGAUCCUAACAACCUUCUUGCCUGUUCUGCUGUUUGAAUCCGCCUUUGCCAUGGAUGUACAUAUUUUUUACAAGAUGUUCUGGCAAGUUGUAAUAUUGGCUGUGUUUGGUCUGGCUGUAGCUACAGCUCUCUCUGGUGUCAUGGCCAAAAUGGUCUUUGUGGAUUAUGGCUGGACCUGGUUUGAGGCCUUACUAUUUGGUUCAAUAGUUAGUGCUACAGAUCCUGUUGCAGUGGUCGCCCUGCUUAAUGACUUGGGUAGGUAACCAUGGUAACAGCAGGUUGAUGCAUCCCUCCCUAAAUAAUAUACUUGUGUACUGUGCGGCAUUAGAGGCAAAAUAAAGUAGUAUAUAUCAUACAGUAUGCAAAGUAACGACCUCGUUACUCUCUAAUGGCCCCUCUACGGUCACUGCUUUUGAAGGAGGGAAGAGGGCGGGGUCGGGGAGCGGGGUCGUUAUACAGUAGCACCGAUAUUUAGUCUCACGAAUGUGAUUUAUCAGAAAUGUGGCAUAAAACUCUGGGGACGCAUCAGUGAAUAACUUAUUUUAAUCGCUUUUAACCAAUUAAACAUGAGUUUUCUUGCACUGCACGUACGUUAUUCACGCUAUUGCUGUCCAUUUGAUAUGUGAUAACAGUCCUCCAGUUUGUCUCUCAGUCUUUUGUAUUCUUAUCAGUACUAUUAUUCAGAUCACUAUGAUUAAUUUAAAGCAGAUGGAAUCCAGUUUUUUCGCUUUUGUGGAGGCGCUUAGAAUCUCCGAAACAGUUCGGUUUCAAGGCAGUGGUCAUAUAUUAUCUAAACAGACGCUCUGAUUUCAAGUUAUAGAUUCUUAGCUCUUAUUCACUUGUUUUCUUGGUGCCUUUAGGAACAAGUAAGCAGUUGUCUACUAUCAUAGAGGGUGAAUCAUUACUGAACGAUGGUAUGGCCAUUGUACUGUACAAGAUAUUUUUCAACCUGGCAUUUUCCUCAAUGACUGGUAAGAUGAUAUGCAAUUCAUUCGAUAUUUCCCCAAUUUUGUCGAUGUUCUUUUAUAUUGUUGCAGUUUCCCUUUCUUCCAAAUGAUAAUUCUGACUGGAGAUAGAAGACAUAGCAUUGAAAGAGUCGUGACAUUGUAACACCAUUGCUUCAACUACUGUUUAUGAAACACUCCAACGUAACGACUCACCUAAACACAAACAAGUUUUCCUUGGUAGUAUAAAAGGCAAAAUAACACAUUUUGCUGUCUUGUAAAUGAAAAACGUAUAUUGUUUAUUUAGGCUACUAAAUGAUAGUUUAAACUCAAAAUCAGUCUUUUUUCUACCUUUAAUUAAAACACCUUUCAUUACUGAGAUAUCGUUCACCCGGACGAUCAAAUUCAACCUACUUUUGAAAUGACUCCCGGGUUCAAACCUUUCACAGCAUUACUGAGAUAAUCACAUGAUCCAGAGCAUCCGCUGUGCCAAUGACGAUGUUUUUCUUUUCUUUUAAACUGUUCAUGAACACAAUUUCUUUUUCUCGUUUCGUACUCAGCUACCGAAAUUGGAUUGUAUUUCCCGCGCGUCGCCCUUGGUGGAUUCUUCUUUGGUCUAGUGGCAGGAAGAGUUACUGUAUUUUGGCUCCAACACGUGUUUAACGAUGCCAUGGUAGAAAUCACCAUCACCUUAGCUAGCACCUACUUGACAUUCUACAUAGGAGAAGAGGUGUUAGGUAUAUCUGGUGUGAUCGCCGUGGUUAUGUUGGGGAUCCAGAUAAACGCACUGAAAACUAGCAUCAGUCCAGAAGUUGAAGUUUUCUUGCAUAGGUAAGUGUUUUGGGGGAAAGACUGCCUUCUCUUUUAAAAUCCGUUGAUUUCUCAUGAUCAUCCCAGUCGGUGCGGUUGCAAACAAUGACGUGAUUAAAAAGGGAUUGGUACUAGAUUUGGUUCUCCUUCUUUCGCCCUCAGCUAGCUCGUUUAUCGCGGAUCGCAAUAUGAAUGAAGGGCUACUUCAGUUGAAGAUUAACCCCAGGUAUUCACAAACUUGGAUUUAUUUGCACAUGACUAGAGAGAGAAAGAGUCGUAUCGUAGUUUCCAGGGUUCUCAAUAGAAGGCGGCACCCGGCGAUUGAUCGCUGCUUACUUUGGGAUUUAUAGCCGCUUACUUUGUGUCUAAGUCGCUUUUCUUUGCUUUGUUUUGACACGUCUCGCUUUGCUGAAGAGCCUCCUACUUUAUCAGUGAUCACCUCCUACUUAAAAAUCUAUUGAGAACCCUGAGUUUCCGUUAGUUUCGUCGAACGUAUUUUAUUCAAAUCAAAUUAAUUACGGGAUAAGUUAUAUUUUACAAUUUCAAUAUUAGUUGAAGCAACAAACAAGGUGAGACUUACAAUUUGUCUCCCUUUGCUUCGCUAGCCUUCUUUGUAUCUUGAUGACUGUGACAAUUCAAAAUAUUGUUAUAACAACGUAUAACAGAAUCCUUCUUUUAAAAUCAGAGACCCCUCACCUAUUCUUCCCGCUCGCUAAGAAGAGUGACAGAAGAGCUGAAAACGGCAAAUCAGUCUGCCCUCAGUUUAUUCUGGGCUAACGGCACAACUUAAUAUGAUUACCAUGUAGAUAUUUAAGACUUUUAGAUUUGACAACUCAUACAAUAAUUGACAGAAAGCCGUUUCUUAGCCUUUCUCUGAAGCGAUGGCUCUCUGUAACACUUUUUAGGCUGGGCUGGGUUGUUCAAAGCAAAGCAUAUGUGCAAAAUAUGAAUUCAGAUAUAAAAGCUUAAAAUGCAAAUUCAGUUUUAUUUUUUUGUCUACAAUUUGAUGACUGGAUGCUUUAAAUAGAAUAGAAAAAAUUAUCCGGGAAAAUGCUUCUGAACAAAAGAAAAAAAGGACGGGUUAAAAUUUAACCCUGGGUUAGCGCUAAUCGGCCCUGGAACUGAACUGGGACCUGGGCCAAGUUGUUCGAAGGCCGAUUAGCGCUUAACCCGGGAUUAAAUUUAACCCGUGUUUGUUUUUCUUGUGUUCAAAAGCAUUUUCUCGGAUAAUUUUCUCUGCUAUUUUUUAGAGCUUCCAAUCAUCAACUUGUAGACAAAAAGAAUUAAAACUGAAAUGCAUUUUAAGCUUUCAAAUCUAACUUCAAAUCUUGCUCUAACCCUGGGUUAUCUUAACCCAGCUUUGAACAACUCGGCCCUGGUUAAUAGCGGAGCUCUCGCGCGCGAAGCGCGCCAGCGGAGCACCAUGGGUAAGAAAAUUUGGUAAACUAUCCAUCCGAUAAAAUUUGGUUAUGACGUAGGGUACGCCCGCCCGCCCACCCGUACACACACUUCAUGUAAGCCGAUGUCAAGUGUCACACUUGUCAGGACCGUGAAAUAAAUAACAACGGAGACUAAUGCCGCUGGAAGAAAAACAUGAAAAUUAUAUAGCGGCGGUUAGAAAAUGAAGAAUGCUAGCGGCUACUAAUGUGAAAAAGCAGCGGCAGUGAAAAAAUAGAAUGAACAGGAACACAAACAUUUCCUCCAUAAAACGCGUAAAUAGGAAACUAAAAGAAGUUUCACGUUAGUCGUGUAAAACAACGGUAAGGAAAUGUACAAAAAAAAACUGCUGCACGUGCAGAGUUGUUUUUUUGCUAAUUAGAAAAAAAGUGUGCUGCACGUGCAAAGUUGUUUUUUUGCUAAUUAGAUCUAUUGUUGUCGUUUUUAGCGUUUUCGUUGCUUUCAACUUGUCUUUAGUAUUCAUCGAUUUUAUAUUUUCUUUGAGGAAUCCAUAAAUAUUAAAGAGAGCUUCGCUUUUAGCCCUGGCUAAAUCUAUAUAUUACAUCUUCAAUUGCAGAGAUCAUAAGGGAAUCAGCAUCACAGCGAUCAACCUGUUAAAAUACCGAUCCUGAGGGUGCGGUUACACGUAGGCUACCAUAUCGAUAUGGUGGUUUAGCUUUUUUCGCUCUUUGAUCUUAACGAUCAUGAUCCCCUCUUACUAGACAGGUCAUAAUCGUAACGGUUUUGUGUGGAAACCAACCUUUACUGACCAGCAGAAUGAAAGCUAUAAUUCAGAAGCAAACAAAAUCUGCUCUGAAACCUCCUUCUACUCGCUCUUAAUCUCGUACUCGUAGUCUGAUGUAGAGGUCCCCCGGCUCUGUUUUUAAGUUUUUGAUGUUUCAGCCAAUUAGAGCCUGCAAUUAAACUGAUGCCCAGACUUUUUCCAUUUGUGCUCAGGUUUUGGGAAAUGCUGGCGUACUUAGCCAACACUCUAAUCUUCAUCAUGGUCGGUGUGGUCAUAAUGGAGAAAGCCCUCAACAGUCUGAACGAAUAUGAUCUGUUUCUUCUAGUGGUGGAUUAUUUCGGUGUUACUGUCAUAAGGUGAGUGUACAAACACAACUUAAAAAACAAAGAGUGCCUUUCGCAAUUUGAAAUAACUUUCUCGUUAUUUUUUUUAAAAAUAUUGUCGCAAUUUGUUAUAAAAUUGCACCAUAAGUAUUAUUAAAAAUUCCGACUUUACACAACCAUUUAAUAGGAAGAUAUUAUUGAAAUUGUCUUUAAAUAAGAACUGCUUUACGGUAUGAAAGAAUUGAUUUUGUAGUUUACAUGCAGAAUGAAGACUAGACUGUAAUCCCCUACAACUGUACGGAACAGUACACCUGAAGCACAUUCGACUGAUUGUGAUCUAGCCUGAAUUUCAGACAAUACCUUCUAGUCGCAUAUUCUCUGAGGAAGUAUGGGACUCGCAGCGAUUGUCUGUAAUUCAGGCUAAUUGUGAUCCCAAUGAGAAAGAUCUAAGAACGUAUGGAUUUGUUGAUUUAAAAUCCCGGUGGAAAAGAUAUGAGGUGAUUUCUUGGUAUAUUAUCAAUUUCGAUCUUGAUCAAUCAAACCCACUCUUAAUUGUUCCAUGAUUUGUUUCUAGGGGUCUUGUUAUGAUGACAUUCAGUCCCAUUCUCAUGCGGAUCGGAUACGGCCUUUCAUGGCAGAAUGCUGUAGUGGCAGCCUGGGGUGGACUAAGAGGAGCUGUGGGACUGGCUCUAGCUCUGCAGGUGUAUAUUGACCAUCCUCUGAUUGGAGGAAAGGUAAGACAUGGCACUAAUUUCAACACUCCUGCAGGGCUCGAGAAAAGUCCCCAUACUAGUGUAUUUACGUAUCACUUACGAGUACGAAGUACAUGCUUUAACAGUACGUUUCCGACGAUCGUUUCUUUUUCUACACUGGAAAUAUGUUUAUUCUACAGACAGAAAGCCAUAUGAAAAAGGUAAAUGAAAAUUCACCUCUCUCGAGAGCUCCGAAAUAAAAGCCGCGCUAAUCUCGCGUGAAUUUAAGCGCAGUAAAGACGUUUUAUGUUAUCAGGAACAACCUCAGUAAAGUCGACUGAAUCAAAAGGAACUUUUAGCAGUAUUCACCUUUUCCCUUAGACUUGCCUACAAGUCGAGCUCAAAUUUUUUCACGAGCGCGAAGCGCGAGUGGUAGAUUUUUUAUGUUUUCUGCGGCAAAAGCGAGCGAGAGAGCAAGAACUCGACUACCGGAACCGGAAAUGAGAAGCAAAGGACUUUGAGAAAGUUUACGUUUCCCUUAUCCUUACGUCUUGUGAUAGUGCCUGCUGUUAACACAAAAGUCCAAACGAUUCCAUUUCGGUUGCUUGAUUGCCAGCAUUCGCAUUGUUCAUGUCUGUUAUUCUGUUCAGGUUUUAGCCCACACAGCUGCCAUUGUCAUGUUUACCCUCCUCGUCAACGCCACAACGAUGAAAAAGCUACUCGACAAACUCGGGAUGAGUGAAAUUUCAGACUCGAAGAAGAUCGCCAUGGCUAAUGCCGUGAGGCAGGUACAAGAGAGUAAUCUGCGCACACUUACCAUGCUGAAAGCAGACCGCUUCCUGGCUGACGCUGACUGGGAUAUGGCGGAACGAGAUUGCGAAAUGGGUAACCCUUACAUGGAAAUAGACGACGGGGAGGUAAUUCGCCAUAUUAAAAACGAGAGGGAAACUGGGCCGAGUUGACUAUUUCAAAGACUUCUGGGACUGUUACUAGGAAUAAGGAAAAAUAUCGGGCCUAUAGCUGACCGGUGCGUCCCAAGUAACUAUCCCAGAAACGAUUGUGAGACGCAUUUUGGGUCCUGGGGCCCGUUUCUCGAAAGUCACGGUAACUUUUCGGGUCCGAAAUCAAAUAUUCAAAUCGAAAUGUAAAGAAUAAGAGCGAGGGUCUUGGCCAGAAAACUACUCCAUUUUGUUUCAUUAACUGAUAGUUUUAUCAUGUUAGAUGCAAAACUGUUGAAACCUCUAUCUUGCACGUAAAACAUAACAGCUUUACGGGCCCGUUAAUUAUCGGGACUUUCGAGAAACGAGUCCCAGUUCCUCUCUCGUUUCCAAGUGGCAAAUUAGCAGUCAUUGAAUUCAGGUAUGAUUUGAAGAAUUUUUCCAGAUCGACGGAAUUUAACACCCUUCGAAAAUGAAUAAUAAUCCACCUCACGCAAAACCAAGAAACCGAGGAAGAUGAAAUAGCACUAUUGAUCAAGUCCCGAUUGCACUGAUUGAUUCAGUGAAUCAAUCAGUGCAAUUCUGCUUUUUUUUUUUUUUUUUUUUCGAUUUUUUGUUAAUCCAGCGGAUAAUGAUUCAUUUCGGGUGAAUAGUAUCUAACUGUCAAUCAUCCAUCGCCAAAAUAAUUUAGGUUGUUGAGAUUAGAGUGAUUUUACUUAACCCAUGAAAUAUGUAGUAGAAUGCUAUGCACUAUUAUGCAGUAAUUCUUUUGUCUUCUUUUGUUUAUUUAUAGCUAUCUCGCACUAAUUGUUAUAAUCAGCUUCACGGGUCAAGUAAAAUCACUCUAAAGUAAUAUGUAUUUGGUGUUAGGCUACUGUUCCUUGCUUCAUUUUUAAAAUGUUUACUGCCAUUGAUAAAGAAAAGCAGCUUUGAACGGUUGGAGCACCUCUUGCCUGCCAUGUUUAUGUCCUUAAUAGAAACUCAGUUACAUGUAGAAUUUCAGGUCGUCCGUUGGAUUGAUCAUCCGAAAGUUAAUAAAUUGAUAGCCUUUGGCUACCUUUAGGUGCCAAACGAGGAAAGACAUUAGCUUUGCAAUUGCAUGUUCCAUUUUUGUACAUUUCUGUGCUCUUCCAGCCGACAACAAAGAUCAAAAGGGAGCUUUCUUGGCGGUGACAUGAACGCACAGCGGUUAAUUCUGUUUCAUCUCUGUGGACGUUCCUUAGUUACAAAACCUCUCCACAGAGCUGUUACGAGAGAAAAAUUAUAAGACCUUUCCUUUAGCUGGCUUACUAUCACAGGGGAAUUAGUUUCCUUGUAUCGACUCAUAUUGUGGAGGGCUUUUCUUUCUUGUGGAACACGUACCCUAUGCUAAUAGCACACACUCCUGUACUUUUGUUCUUAGCACGCGGAAGAGACUCCUUUGCUAGUUCGCCUUAGCACUUGUCCAAACUGUGAAAGCAGCGUUCCAAACGAACCAUCGCCCAAAGAAUUCGCCGAAAUGGCAAACGAUGGUAGAGUGCGAUUGAUAAAAGCAUUGAAAGUCAGCUAUUGGAAGCAGUUUGAACAUGGUAUGCUGUCUCGAGAGGCAGUGCAGGCAUUGAUCAAUCUGGCAGAUACUGCAAUGGAUGAAGAAGAAAGGUACAACUGAAUAAAGAGUUAUGACAGUCAACUUUCUCUUGACGACUUGUGAUAUAAGAGUGAGACCUCUUUGAAACGGAUACCUAAAGCUAAUCCAGCCGUUCUCGAAUAAUUUUCUUUUACUCCCUAUAAAGUUUAAACCCGUCCAAGUUUAAGACAGACACUUAGCUCAGGCCCUGGCAAGUCUCCAUUUUGAUUUCGGCAACAGGGUGUUUGAAAAAUCAUGUGUGAUCACAAAUGAAAAAGUAGUUGAGGAGGCUUUUCAGCUAGAAACAGUUUAACCUGUUAAAAAAUGGAUGUGAAACAAACUUAACAAUAGACCCCUCCCGUAUUCCUCUCAGUGAGCUCACACAAUGAAAGCAGCUCGUGGCCUGGUUGGCCAAUCUUAUAAAAGUCACCCCCAACGAGUCGAGUCGAGUCGAAUUUUUGUUCACGGGAAUACGAAAAUGGUUUAUUGUUCAGUAUUUCAAUAGUAUCUACAGUUCUUUCAAUAAAGACGACGCAAAAUCUUAGCCCGUUUUCCACUGAUAGUCGCCAAAAGGAGAACUUCACGUUAUCCACCGUAAAGUGGGCACCGUGUAGUUAUGUCAGCUUGACAACAAAGCCUCCGGAAAUUUUUUGUAUUGCUUGUUUUUCUCGGAGUGAUAAUGCUUUUGUUGUUGACAGUUUUAUUGAAGUGGAUGACUUACAGCCCUAUUGGAGGGUACCACCAUCUCUACAAAAGCUGGUACGUGUCUUUCUUCGUAGUAGUUUAAUGAUUUUGAGUUCUACUAACAAUGAAUUUUGUUUUCAUUUCUUAUCACUCUGUACGCUUUGAAGAUUCAUCAGUAAGGCUACUUGGUACGGAGCUUCAAAGUUUAUAAUAUUUACUGCUGUGCUGUGAUAAUUAAAGCCAAAGAAAAACACAUUUCAAAUGAAUCAAUGUUGCAAAUUAAAACAGCAUAACUUCGGGUAUAUAGGUAAGGCUAUUGGCUGAUAUUUACUGUUAAAACAAAAAAGGGCAAAAAAAAAAAAACACGAUUCAAAGAAAAAAAAACGGUGAAGAUUAAAACAGCAACUUCGGGUAUAAGCAUCGGGUUUUUGGCAGCAUUUUGAAACAGAUCGGUCGAGUCUCGGAAAGUUCUGAUCUUGGGCUAGUGAUGUUGAUGAUAAUGAUGAUGAUAACGGCGAUGGUGAUGAUAAUAAUGAUGAUGGUAAUAAUCAUGAUAAAAUGACGUUGAAAAAGGUGAUGAUGACAACGUUGAUGAUAACGGUUGUACUGAUGGCGACGAUGAUGACGUGUCUUAACUCUAUAAUUUCUUUUUUGCAUUAGAAAGACAAACUGGAGCAAAUGAAACACCACAAACCGGCUGAACGGGUACCCACGCCGAAUAACAAGAUUCUUUCCUUCAUGUACAGCGUGGCUGUACACGUAUCGUUUGACAUCGUUAUGAAUACCUUGAUCAUAAUCAACAUGGUGCCUAUCAUUCUGGAACUGGCCUCAGACGACGAUGCUCCUUACAUGAACACUUUGAACGUCAUCAAUUAUGUCUACUGUACCAUAUACGUCGGUGAAGCGGCCUGGAAGGUAUGUGUUGUCUAAAAAGGUACCUUAUCUAAAUUCUUUUUUAGGUGUGUAGCUGUCUUUGAAUUUGAAAGCUACCUUGUCUAAAUUGUUUUGUAGGUGUCUGGCUGUCUUUUAAUUUAAGGUUUGAGUUGGAAGUUACAUGACUACUAAAAAAAUAUGAAAAUGAAUUGAUACUUCGUAAGUAAACAUAAAUAUGUUUUAUCUCAUUUGCUAAUUAUACCUCAGUCAAAUAUCAUAACCUGUACUAAAGGUGCAGUGACGUCUACAGAUAAAAUGCAUGUAACUGUGAAUAUUUUAGUACUGAAAUAUACGUUUUGUUACAAAUCCUAAACGAAUAUAUUGUUUUUACAGAUUUUGGCUUUUCGUCGUUACUACUUCAAAGACUACUGGAACCUUCUCGACCUGUUUAUAGUUAUAUUGUCCCUUAUCGAUAUCAUUAUUGACCAGGCAGUCGAAGAAGGCACAGGGAAUUUUUCUCCAUCAAUCCUUAGAGUAGCCAAAGUUUUCAGAGUACUCAGAAUGGGCCGUCUUUUGAGGCUCUUCAAGGUAGGCCAUCUCAUCUAUUACUGACAAGUAACUUGUCAGUUGUUUCCCCAUUAUCUAUAGUUGUUUUCAACUUAAGUUUUCCUUGGCUCGUCUAAAAAGAAAACGCUUUCGGUCAGCUGUCUAAAUUUGUCUUCUCGAUAGCUACGAUCAUUGCGUGUGCGCGAACACAUUGAAUCACGUGAUUGAAUUAUUAGAAUGGUUUUUGAUAACGUAAAGAAUGCCAACAAACCGCGAAAAGUUGAGUUUCAUGAACCAUGUCAUAAAAGACGAUUACAUGUAUUUACAUGUCGAUUUGAAUUUUGAAACAAACCUUCACAUUGUUUUGUUCGAUUUCUGUUUUGGUAUCAGGAACAAUUCCAAUAAUAUAAACUGUCACUGCGUUAAGAAACCAUUUACCUCAAAGAAAAAUGAGAGCAUUUUCAAAUCUACGAUCAGUCGCCCCAUGUAAGGGAGGCAAUACUGUGUUGAAUUCUGAAUUCCAUGCCAUGGGUUCCUGAUUCUCAGUCAGUGGAACUUGGAUUCCGAAUUCAAAUCGUUAGCGGGAUAGCGUGGAUUUCUUGAGCUGUUUUCCAGAUUUCAACGCCCAGAAUUCCGGAUUCCACAACUCAAAAUUUCCCGGAUUCCAGAUUCCACAAGCAAAAAUAUCGUGGAUUCCGGAAUCCCAAUUCCCUUAAACGGGGCAAGAUCAGAGAACGCAUUGAGGUUUCUUGAGGGAGAUUCAAUUCACGAACUUUAGAAACGACUCGACCGGGCGUACAACUCAUUUAGCAUUUUAUUUUCCCUACAGGCAGUUCUUCCAAAACUGAUAGACUCUGUGAAUAACAUUAUCAACCGUCAGUUGAGCUUUGGAUAUGAUGUUGGUAAGGGAUACAUUAUCGCCGAGGAAGAAAUCAUCAAGUUGAUAGAUCACAUGGUGGUGGAUAAAAGAAUCGCAAAGGAUUUAAAACAAAGAUCAGAACAGAACCGUUUGAAUGUCGUGAAAAGCCUGGGUAAGCAGGCGCGCUUGCAGCGUUAUUCUUCCCUAUCUAGGUUUACGUUUUUGACCUCGGUUACCAGAAGAUCUUAGUUCAGGCUGGAAGAAGAGUAAGAAAGAGGAUAGGGGAGGGUAAAAAGGAGAGAUGAUAACUCCUUUCUCCGUUUACUGUUUCGCGCGUUUAAUCCUUUUUGUGUUUGUGAUAAUUCUGAAGGCCAUGUAGCAUUUCGAUGGCAAUAAAAAAGAGCAUCCUAUAGCGUUUUCUUCCCUAGAUGUAAGCGAGUAGGCGCUCCAUUAACAAUAAUUUGAAGUGAACUAAAUUACCAUUUGUCCCCCCGCCCCAAAUCCCCUUAAUUGCUGACCAAAACACUACGCUGGAUUGACUUUUUCGUGAUGAUUUACCUGCAAAAAAAACUUGCGUUGACAGUUCCGCUGGUCAACUGUGAUAACUGUAAUAUCAAUACACAAAAAUCGGUCGCACAAGGUGUAACAUUACUUUUGUCAGUAGACUGCGAGCAGUUUCUCUUUUUCUUCCAUAUUAGUGAGGGGAGUGCACGCGCGCGCGAGCCGUGUUUCGUUCGACAGACUAAAAAAACAGAGACUUCUCAUAGUCUUUUUUGUCAGUGUUUAAAGUAUACGACUCAAUAAGAAAGACCUCAGGUACUAGGUUCAUCUCACAUAAAAGAGAGAACAAAUCCAUAGUGUCUUCUAAACUUACAUUUUUCUAUUCCCCUUUAAUUUCAGUUUCCUAACAAACAUUUAUUUUUGUUGGAACUCUUUCAGGCAUGCUGCAACGUGAACAUCCAGGAAUUGCAAUCUCAGUAAAAACCCGCCAAGCGAUUCGUACCAUUUUGAACAAUGCCCGUGACGUUAUUCACGAGCUCAAAGGAGGCGGACUAUUGGAUGAGGCUGAAGCAGCAAAACUUGAAUCGGUAAUCAAGUUUUAAACCUAUUAUAUCUUUGUUUCUGGUUUGUUAGUGAGACUUUCUGGCAUCUGAUCAUCGUCAAUCUUACCCUAUCCUGCUCAGCUCCAGCAGGUUGCCUCAGUGUCUGUCGUUUUAAGCCGCGGCUGUUCAAAUGCUGUAUAACGCUGUCCAACGGAUAAAUCACUGCUCAGAGGAUAGAUAUUCGUAAAACCAAUAGUGUUUUUCAGUAGAUAGAGAUUUAUCCCCAUUGGAUAGAGUUACAGCGUGCAAAGAAAGUCGUGCUCGAUGUCCCAGGACUAGUGGAUUUUGCUAUCGACCCGGCCAGCUGGUGAAUUCUGUUCUUAACUUGCCCGACGAGCAAACGAUUUUUUUAGAGAACUCACUUGCAGAAGAAAUGUAAUCAAUCCUGAUCACCAAUAAUUUUUUCGUCGGGCUAUUUAAAAUGAUUCUUGGGCUAAUAUAUGCUAGCUGAAGCUUGAAUUGCCCGAAUGUCAAAUUGUAAAACUGACUUUCUUAAUUUGAACCCUGGACAACUAGGGCCUGUUUAAGCUCUUUAGUUAGACACUGAUCUUCGUCGGAGUCUGUAUCCCGUUGAUUAGACUUGAUUAGCCAUUGACACAGUGCAAAAGCUGCACAAAUAAGUAAAGAAACUUAAGUGAUUCUCGAUCUUCGACUUACAGAUCGUCGAAGUGAAGAUGAAGCGACAACUGAGUGCUCCAGCCUCCAUUCAACCUCAGAAGCCCUUGGAAUUGCUGAGUAACGUGGUGUGGCUAGACGGAAUGGCAUCAGAAGCGGUAGACUUCAUCACUUCAGCUGCUCGUAUAAAGCUGUUUGAAGCCGGUGAUACUAUAACAAGGCAGGGCGAAGAAGUGACGGGAAUAUACUUAAUAGUUUCUGGAAUGGUGAAGGUACUAGCCACUCCCUGUAUGCUAUACCAACUAAAUUUUGGGCAUGUCACUUGAAUAUCCCUGUUUUCAGCGAUUUCUGUCGCUGUGAACACUUUAUCGAGACAGAAAACUGCGCAUGAAAAGUGAAGACUCUGGCAACCAGGGGUAGAAAACGUGGUUGUGAAAUGUCUCUAUCAGCCCAUAAGAAAUAUUCUUAUGUUCAACCAAGAUACAACCAACCACUAAACAGAAACUGGUACAAAUGGCGUUUGUUGUUCAUUCUUCAUUACAGAUGAUAGGCGUUUCAGUAGCAAGAAAGAGCUACAUGGAUGGCCAGGAACCGGAAGUAGGAGAGAUGAUAGUAACUACUGAUUACAUUUCUGCCGGUAACCUGAUUGGUGAGAUGGGCCUGCUAACCUCAACUAGAAGAAACUCCUCCUGCACUUGCGAGUCUUCUGUUCAGGUAUGAAAUCAUUCUGUUAUUCUUGUCUCCUGCUUAAGGCCAUGUUCAUGAAAAGCUAUCCCGUACAGCAUGAACACCUAUCCGAUAUGUUACUCUCCACUUUAGGGGAGAUCGGCAUGGAACAGCUUCGCUUCGUUUCAGAAAUCGCGCUGAAAUCACUGUUCUUAUACAGUGGAGCCUCUCCUUUGGCACACCUCUGCUCAAGGGACACCUCCUCCAUUCUGGGACACAAAAUAUGGUCCCGGAAAAAUGUUCAGUUACUCUUCGUAUUUGUUACCUCUAUUGAAUGGACACCUCUAUUCAGGGGAAAGGGACACUUUUUGUGGGUCCUGAAACCCAGGUGUAACAUCCAUUAAGGGGACACCUCAGCAUUUAAAAAGUGACUGACCACAAAGUUUAAGUGUUUAAGUGUACACUUGUCACAUUGGCGACAGCAGUUCAAAACAUGAAGUAUCUCACGACGUAAAUCGACGUACCGCACUUGUGGGAAUUCAACACACAACAUCGCAGACAUAAUUUAAUCAUGAUUGUAGCACGGGGAUAGUGCCCUGGAACCAAGUGAGUAUUAAACGGUGAUUUUGCGUAAGGCUUUGACUAAACCUAACUACCAGAAAUCGGUAACUUUCCUAUUUUCGUCAGGAGCAUCAAUAGGGUUUUUUCAUUUAGGCCUUUUUCAUCACAAAAGAAGACAUGAUAGAGGCUACGACUCGUUACCCUGAUCUGGUGGACCGCUUGUGGAGAGUCCUCGGUAUCAGAUUAGCUGUUCCUCUUCUUCUGGAGGUGCCCACCUAUUACAACUGGUCGAGAGAUAAAAUCCGUGUGAUGUGCGUGCGAUCUUAUAUUGCGUCUAUUCCCAAAGUUCCCAAUCCGGUUUUCAAAAUCAAUGAACAGAUGAAAGAGGUACGUUGGAACUGAUAGGCAACUAAAUGCACGUUUCCUUAGCUAAUGGAAAGAAUGAACAUUACUAAGGUAAAUGGGUGUAUUAUUGAUUUGAGGCUAAUAUUAUAUUGUGAUUGAUAAAAGUUGUACUUUUUGUAGUAGUUUGCGGUUGGAUUGUGAUAUGCCUCACAUACAUGAGGAAGAGGCUGAACCCUUGUAUGAGCCUCUGGUCAUAGUACAAGGGUAUAAAUAAUAUUGGAAGAAUGGUGAAAAAACAAAACAGCGCGUUUUGUUAAGAUUAAUGUCAUCGUAUUCCACGUCUCUAUGUUGGUCUUUCAUUUUUUUUUUUUAUCUUUGUAGGCUAUUCUUAUUCAAGGAAAGGUUACGGAUAUGGACACCAGAGAAAUUUAUGAAGGACCUUGCGUACUACCUAGGGCUCACAAAAGUUUUAGAUUGCAUUUUGACGCGGAAGAACCGAAGAUUUUAGUUGUUUCGCGUUCCCAUGAGAGUGCAAUGCCUGAUGACCCAGAAGAUAAUCCCUCAGUGCUGGAUAUUGUAGGUAGGAAAUUUGUAGUUAUAUAAUGCCCUUGCACGAAUAUCUCUUUCUCCCCUGGCCUGGUCCUCUCCUGGGGGCGCUUUGGAGGCGGGGCGAAAAAGGAGAGGGGCUCCUCCCCCUCUUCCCUCCCUCACCCCCUUACCCGCGGAAGCUUCCGAGCCCCGGGAGAGCUUGCUCGAAGGCUAGUCUCUUUGGAAGAUAAUGAGUGAUGAGUUUGACAGAGGAUGACAACCGGCCGAGAGAAAAUGAAUUUCAAGGAUAACCGUGAAAUCUUUCAGAAAAUCUUUUAGCCGAUACAGGGGUAAAAAGGGUAGGAAAGGUAAUCCCUGGUAGGUCCUUUUUGGUUUAAGUCAAAAACCGUUGAAGGGUCUGAUUUUUGUAUUCGAAGCUCACUUGAUAGCUUGAUUAGAGGAUUAUCACGGUAUUAUUUCAAUUUUCCUGUUCCAUUUUGAUAAGGAAUUCACUCAAGAGGACGUGACGGAUUUGAAAUAAGAGAGCGUGCUUAUUCCGAUUCUGGUACAGAGGCAACUUUUAGAGGAAAACGAAGAGGCACGAAAACAUCUAGCCGAGUGAGGAUGAGCUUUGACGAAAGCUACAAAAAGCCUGCGCUCGACCCACUACCUGACAGGUUACAGGGUAGAAAGAUUGUGGUGUCACCAAAAGUUGAAGAUGAUAAAGGU
This is a messenger RNA of Porites lobata, 16299 nucleotides long. The record is from the annotation of a GenBank genome assembly. Lineage: Eukaryota; Metazoa; Cnidaria; Anthozoa; Scleractinia; Poritidae.